CCGGGCGAUUUUGGUUAAAAUAUUCAAAAUGGCGGACGGAGGAGCAGCGAGUCAAGAUGAGAGUUCAUCCGCGGCGGCGGCAGCAGCAGAUUCACGAAUGAACAAUCCGUCAGAAACCAACAAGUCAUCUAUGGAGAGUGGAGAUGGCAGCGCUGGCACACAAACGAAUGGCCUGGACUUUCAGAAACAGCCUGUGCCUGUUGGAGGAGCAAUCUCAACAGCCCAGGCCCAGGCUUUCCUUGGACAUCUCCACCAGGUCCAGCUCGCUGGGACAAGUUUACAGGCUGCUGCUCAAUCUUUAAACAUUCAGUCCAAAUCUAGUGAAGAAUCGGGGGAUCCGCAGCAGCCAAGCCAGCCUUCACAGCAGCAGCCUUCCGUGCAGUCAGCCAUCCCCCAGACCCAGCUAAUGCUGGCGGGGGGGCAGAUAACGGGGCUCACUUUGACAGCGGCCCAGCAGCAGCUACUACUGCAGCAGGCCCAGGCCCAGGCCCAGCUCCUGGCCGCUGCAGUGCAGCAGCACUCGGCCAGCCAACAGCACAGUGCUGCUGGGGCCACCAUCUCAGCCUCCGCUGCCACGCCCAUGACACAGAUCCCCCUGUCGCAGCCCAUACAGAUUGCACAGGAUCUUCAACAAUUGCAACAGCUUCAACAGCAAAAUCUCAACUUGCAACAGUUUGUGUUGGUGCAUCCGACCACCAACUUGCAACCAGCACAGUUUAUCAUCUCACAGACGCCCCAGGGCCAGCAGGGUCUCCUGCAAGCGCAAAAUCUUUUAACGCAACUACCUCAGCAAAGCCAAGCCAACCUCCUACAACCACAGCCAAGCAUCACCCUCACCUCCCAGCCAGCCACCCCAACUCGCACAAUAGCAGCGACCCCAAUUCAGACCCUUCCACAGAGCCAGACGACACCAAAGCGAAUUGAUACUCCCAGCUUGGAGGAACCCAGUGACCUUGAGGAGCUUGAGCAGUUCGCCAAGACCUUUAAACAAAGACGAAUCAAACUUGGAUUCACUCAGGGUGAUGUUGGGCUCGCUAUGGGGAAAUUAUAUGGAAAUGACUUCAGCCAAACCACCAUCUCUCGCUUUGAAGCCUUGAACCUCAGCUUUAAGAACAUGUGCAAGUUAAAGCCACUUUUAGAGAAGUGGCUAAAUGAUGCAGAGAACCUCUCAUCUGAUUCUACAGCAUCUAGCCCAAGUGCCCUGAAUUCCCCAGGGUUGGGGGCUGAGGGCUUGAAUCGUAGGAGGAAAAAACGCACCAGCAUAGAGACCAACAUCCGUGUGGCCUUAGAGAAGAGUUUCAUGGAGAAUCAAAAGCCUACCUCGGAAGAUAUCACCUUGAUUGCUGAACAGCUUAAUAUGGAAAAGGAGGUGAUUCGUGUUUGGUUUUGUAACCGCCGCCAGAAGGAGAAAAGAAUCAACCCACCAAGCAGUGGUGGGACCAGCAGCUCACCUAUCAAAGCAAAAUGGAUAAACCCUUCGUCCCUUGUGGCAACCACUCCAAGCCUUGUGACAAGCAGUACAGCAACUCCCCUCACAGUCAACCCUGUCCUUCCCUUAACCAGCGCUGCAGUGACUAAUCUCUCUCUUACAGGCACUACAGACACCACAUCCAACAACACAGCCACCGUGAUUUCCACAGCACCCCCUGCUUCAUCAGCAGUCACAUCUCCCUCCUUGAGUCCCUCCCCUUCUGCCUCAGCCUCCACCUCUGAGGCCUCUAGUGCCAGUGAGACCAGCACAACACAGACCACCUCCACGCCUCUGCCCUCCCCUCUCGGGGCCAGCCAGGUGAUGGUGACGGCAUCUGGCUUGCAAACAGCAGCAGCUGCUGCUCUCCAAGGAGCUGCACAGUUGCCAGCAAAUGCCAGUCUCGCCGCCAUGGCCGCUGCUGCAGGACUCAACCCAGGCCUGAUGGCACCCUCACAGUUUGCUGCUGGCGGUGCCUUACUCAGUCUCAAUCCGGGGACUCUGGGUGGUGCUCUCAGCCCAGCCCUCAUGAGCAACAGUACACUGGCUACUAUUCAAGCUCUUGCUUCUAGUGGUUCUCUUCCAAUAACGUCACUGGAUGCAACUGGGAACCUGGUAUUUGCCAAUGCAGGAGGAGCCCCAAACAUCGUGACUGCCCCUCUGUUCCUGAAUCCUCAGAACCUCUCUCUGCUCACCAGCAACCCAGUAAGCUUGGUUUCUGCCGCCGCCGCCGCCUCCACAGGGAACUCUGCACCUGCAGCCAGCCUUCAUGCUUCCUCCACCUCUGCUGAGUCCAUCCAGAACUCUCUCUUCACAGUAGCCUCUGCCAGUGGGGCUGCUUCCACCACCACCACUGCCUCCAAGGCACAGUGAGCUGGGCGCAGAGCUGGGCCGCCCCAGGCCUUCAUCACUGCAGCAUGAUGGGCUGCCAGCUGUGGAGAAACUGACAAGUGUGAUCGGCUUCCUCCCACCGUGUUGUGAGGAUGAGGGAGACAUGGAGAGAAGAAAAAAAUACACAUACCAGGAAAAAAAAUGGAGACAGGACAUCAUUUGCCUAAUUUUAUAAUAAAACUAUGUCUUUUCAGGAUUGCUUCAUGGAUUGGAGAACUUUCUAACCAAAAAUUUAAAAGAAAAAAAAACAAACAAAAAAUCAAAAACAGACAGACAAAAAUAAAUGAAAGGACUACUUAUCAUUUCCAGCAGUCAUGAUGACAAGCUAAGGUGGGUUACCAGUUCCAAUAGAGG
Messenger RNA from Peromyscus eremicus (cactus mouse), 2713 nucleotides. RefSeq names its product POU class 2 homeobox 1 (gene Pou2f1). Lineage: Eukaryota; Metazoa; Chordata; Mammalia; Rodentia; Cricetidae. The transcript is spliced from 18 exons. The record is from RefSeq and is a predicted model, not a curated record. The coding region runs from base 29 to 2341 and encodes 770 amino acids. Gene Ontology annotation, molecular function: RNA polymerase II cis-regulatory region sequence-specific DNA binding; DNA-binding transcription factor activity, RNA polymerase II-specific. Gene Ontology annotation, biological process: regulation of transcription by RNA polymerase II. Gene Ontology annotation, cellular component: nucleus.